AUGUCACUCACUGAGCAAAUUGAACAAUUCGCCAGUAGGUUCCGCGAUGAUGAUGCUACUCUGCAAUCAAGGUAUUCAACUCUUUCAGAACUGUACGACAUAAUGGAGUUACUAAAUUCCCCUGAAGACUACCAUUUCUUCUUACAGGCGGUGGUACCUCUACUCCUGAAUCAGCUAAAGGAGGUCCCCAUUUCAUUCGAUGCACAUUCACCGGAACAGAAGUUAAGAAAUUCCAUGCUUGACAUUUUCAAUAGGUGUCUCAUGAACCAAACGUUCCAACCCUAUGCAAUGGAAGUUCUAGAGAUUCUACUUUCGAUAUUACCCAGUGAAAAUGAGGAGAAUGGUAUAUUAUGUAUAAAAGUGUUAACGACACUUUUCAAAUCAUUCAAAUCAAUACUACAAGAUAAACUCGACUCAUUCAUACGGAUUAUUGUUCAGAUUUAUAAAAAUACACCGAACCUCAUUAAUCAGACCUUUUACGAAGCUGAAAAGGGAGAACUGGGUGAUUUGAACUCACCUAAACAAUCACAGACUGAUGAACUAUUGGAUGAACUGUCCAAAAAUGAUGAGGAUAAAGACUUUCCAUCGAAGCAAUCAUCUGCGGAACCAAGGUUUGAAAACUCGAUUUCAUCAAAUGGGCUGAGAUCAUCUAUGUUUUCCUUCAAAAUCCUUUCAGAAUGCCCCAUUACAAUGGUCACUUUAUAUUCGUCUUAUAAGCAACUCACUAGCACUUCGUUACCAGAAUUUACGCCUCUUAUUAUGGAUUUAUUGAAUAUACAAAUUAAACAACAACAGGAAGCAAGAGAGCAAGCGGAAUCUCACGGAGAGCAUUUUACUUCUAUCUCUAUAGAAAUUACAAACAGACCAGCUUACUGUGAUUUUAUAUUAGCCCAAAUCAAAGCUACUUCUUUCCUAGCUUAUGUGUUCAUUAGGGGUUAUGCUCCUGAAUUUUUACAAGAUUAUGUUAAUUUUGUUCCUGACUUAAUUAUCAGACUCCUGCAAGAUUGCCCUUCUGAACUAUCAUCUGCCAGAAAGGAACUUCUGCACGCUACUAGACAUAUCUUAUCCACAAACUAUAAGAAGCUUUUUUUGCCCAAAUUGGAUUAUUUAUUUGAUGAACGUAUACUUAUUGGUAAUGGAUUUACUAUGCAUGAAACGUUAAGGCCCUUGGCUUAUAGUACUGUAGCAGAUUUCAUUCAUAAUAUAAGAUCUGAAUUACAACUGAGCGAAAUCGAAAAAACAAUUAAAAUUUACACUGGAUAUUUGUUGGAUGAGUCAUUAGCUCUGACUGUUCAAAUAAUGAGUGCAAAACUGUUACUUAAUUUAGUGGAAAGAAUAUUGAAAUUGGGCAAAGAGAACCCACAAGAAGCACCCAGAGCUAAGAAAUUGCUAAUGAUCAUCAUUGACUCAUAUAUGAAUAGAUUCAAAACCUUGAACAGGCAAUACAAUGCAAUAAUGAAGCAUUAUGCCAACUAUGAAACGCAUAAAAAGGAGAAAGCAGAAAAUCUCAAAAGCUCUAUACAGAAUAACGACAAAGAGAGCGAGGAAUUUAUGAAAAAGGUACUUGAUUCAACAGAUGAAGCCCAGUUAAUACCACAACCCAUAAAAGAAGAUGAUAAUAGCAACAUAGACGUCGAAAUGGCAGAAUCCACCAAAAAUAAGAAAAAUAGCCUUGAAAUGUUUGACAUAAAAAACUAUGCCCCAAUAUUAUUACUACCCACACCAACAAAUGAUCCUAUCAAAGACGCCUUUUACCUGUACAGAACUUUAAUGUCUUUUUUGAAAACAAUAAUUCAUGAUUUGAAGGUCUUUAAUCCACCUCCAAUAGAAUAUACGGUAGCCAAUCCUAAAUUAUGGGCUUCCGUUUCUAGAGUCUUUUCGUAUGAGGAAGUUAUUGUUUUCAAAGAUUUAUUUCACGAGUGUAUCAUUGGUUUAAAAUUUUUUAAAGACCACAAUGAAAAAUCAUCUCCAACACCAACAAAAAAACAUUUUGACAUAUCAAUGCCUAGCCUGCCAGUAUCAGCAACAAAGGAUGCUCGUGAGUUAAUGGACUACUUGGCCUUUAUGUUUAUGCAGAUGGAUAAUGCUACGUUCAAUGAAAUCAUUGAACAGGAACUACCAUUCGUCUAUGAAAGAAUGCUGGAGGACUCUGGGCUGCUACAUGUUGCACAAUCUUUCUUAACGAGUGAAAUGACCUCUCCAAAUUUUGCUGGAAUCCUGUUAAGAUUUUUAAAAGGCAAAUUAAAAGAUUUGGGAAAUGUUGAUUUUAACACUUCUAACGUAUUAAUACGGCUUUUCAAAUUAUCUUUUAUGUCUGUCAACCUUUUUCCAAAUAUCAAUGAGGUUGUUCUGCUUCCACACUUGAAUGAUUUAAUUUUAAACUCCCUGAAAUAUUCAACCACUGCAGAGGAGCCUUUGGUCUAUUUUUAUCUGAUUAGAACACUUUUUAGAAGUAUAGGUGGUGGCAGGUUCGAGAACCUUUAUAGAUCGAUCAAGCCCAUACUGCAAGUGCUGUUACAAUCUUUAAACCAAAUGAUACUUACUGCACGAUUACCCCAUGAAAGAGAACUUUACGUGGAAUUAUGCAUUACCGUGCCAGUUCGGUUGAGUGUCCUUGCUCCUUACCUGCCAUACUUGAUGAAACCAUUGGUUUUUGCAUUACAGCAAUAUCCAGAUCUUGUUUCACAGGGUUUGAGAACCUUAGAGCUAUGUAUUGAUAAUUUGACCGCCGAAUAUUUCGAUCCGAUAAUUGAACCAGUAAUCGAUGACGUUUCGAAAGCCUUAUUUAACCUUUUGCAACCCCAACCAUUUAAUCAUGCUAUCAGUCACAACGUUGUUAGAAUACUUGGCAAAUUAGGAGGUAGAAACCGUCAAUUUUUGAAACCACCAGCGGACCUCACCGAGAAAACGGAACUGGAUAUCGAUGUAAUAGCCGAUUUCAAAAUCAAUGGUAUGCCCGAAGACAUCCCACUCUCAAUAACACCUGGAAUACAGUCUGCUUUGGAUAUAUUAGAAAGCUAUAAGAGUGAUAUUCACUACAAAAAAAGUGCUUACAAGUAUCUAACCUAUGUAUUACUGUUAAUGACAAAAUCAUCUGUUGAAUUUCCAGAGAAUUAUACUGAAUUAUUAACGACAGCUGUGAAUUCUAUAAAACUAGAGAAAAUUGAAUUAAAGAAUAACUUCGACUUAGAACCAACUGUGAAUAAGAGAGAUUUUUCGAAUCAAGAAACCUUAUUUCUGAGAUUGUUGGAGAGUGUUUUCUAUGCAACUUCGAUAAAUGAACUAAAAGAUGAAGCGAUGACCCUAUUGAAUAACCUUUUGGAUCAUUUCUGCUUGCUACAAGUCAAUACUUCCCUGCUCAAUAAAAGAAAUUAUAAUGGGACAUUCAAUAUUGAUUUAAAGAAUCCAGACUUCAUGUUAGACAGCUCGUUGAUUUUGGAUGUUAUUCCUUUCGCCCUUUCGUAUUAUAUCCCAGAGGUUCGUGCGGUAGGUGUUUUAGCAUACAAAAGAAUAUAUGAGAAGAGUUGUUUAAUAUACGGGGAAGAACUAGCGUUAAGUCAUUCGUUCAUACCGGAAUUAGCUAAACAAUUCAUCCAUUUGUGUUAUGAUGAAACGUAUUACAACAAAAGGGGCGGUGUCUUGGGUAUAAAAGUUUUAAUUGAUAACGUCAAAUCGUCUUCAUUUUUCCUUAAAAAGUACCAGUAUAACCUAGCAAAUGGGCUAUUAUUUGUGUUGAAGGAUACUCAGAGUGAGGCUCCUUCGGCUAUAACAGAUAAUGCCGAGAAAUUACUGAUAGAUUUAUUGAGUAUCACGUUUGCGGAUGUAAAAGAAGAAGAUUUGGGUAACAAAGUCUUAGAAAACACGUUGACGGAUAUUGUAUGCGAAUUAAGUAAUGCCAAUGCUAAGGUAAGGAAUGCGUGUCAAAAGUCCUUGCAUACAAUUUCAGACCUCACUGGAAUUUCUGUAGUAAAACUGAUGGAUCAUUCCAAACAAUUCCUUCUAUCACCAAUAUUUGCAAAACCUUUAAGAGCAUUACCAUUCACUAUGCAAAUUGGUAAUGUGGAUGCUAUCACUUUUUGCCUAAGCCUACCAAACACUUUUUUAACAUUUAACGAAGAACUGUUUAGAUUGCUACAAGAAUCUAUCGUUUUAGCGGAUGCAGAGGAUGAAUCGCUUUCAACAAAUAUACAAAAAACAACCGAAUAUAGUACUUCUGAGCAAUUAGUACAACUAAGAAUAGCGUGCAUAAAAUUGCUUGCCAUUGCUCUCAAAAAUGAAGAGUUUGCCACAGCCCAACAGGGAAAUAUCAGAAUUCGUAUACUGGCUGUAUUUUUCAAAACAAUGCUAAAAAAUUCACCAGAGAUUAUCAAUACAACAUAUGAAGCCUUGAAGGAAUCGUUGGCGGAAAACUCUAAGUUACCAAAAGAAUUGCUUCAAAAUGGGCUAAAACCACUUUUAAUGAAUCUAUCUGAUCACCAGAAGCUAACAGUUCACGGGCUAGAUGCUUUAUCGAAGCUUCUUGAGUUAUUAAUUGCCUACUUCAAAGUAGAAAUUGGAAGAAAAUUGUUGGAUCAUCUCAGUGCCUGGUGUCGUGUUGAAGUUCUUGACACGUUAUUUGGCCAAGAUUUAGCGGAGCAGAUGCCGACUAAAAUAAUAAUAAGCAUUAUUAACAUUUUUCAUCUACUGCCACCACAAGCUGAUAUGUUUUUAAAUGAUUUAUUGCUUAAGGUUAUGCUUCUAGAGAGAAAACUACGCCUUCAAUUGGACUCUCCAUUUCGUAAACCAUUGGCCAAGUAUUUGAACCGUUUUCAUAAUCCUGUAACAGAAUACUUUAAGAAAAAUAUGACAUUAAGACAAUUAGUGCUUUUUAUGUGUAAUAUUGUUCAAAGGCCUGAGGCAAAGGAACUGGCUGCAGAUUUUGAGAAAGAACUUGAUAACUUUUAUGACUUUUACAUCUCCAAUAUACCAAAAAAUCAAGUACGUGUUGUUAGUUUUUUCACUAACAUGGUUGAUUUAUUUAAUACGAUGGUGAUUACGAAUGGGGAUGAAUGGUUAAAAAAAAGAGGCGAUAUGAUUUUGAAGCUUAAAGAUAUGCUAAACUUAACUUUAAAGACAAUAAAGGAAAACCUGUUUUACAUCGACCAUCUACAAUUAAACCAAAGUAUUGAGAAGUUUCAGAUCCUUUAUUUGCGGUACACUGAAUUAUCUGAAAAGGAUCAAAAUCUGUUGCUCCUGGAUUUUAUCGAUUUUUCCUUUUCAAACUGUAUCAAUUCUUCGUAUUCUCUCAAUAAAUUCGUCUUCCGUAAUAUAAUAACGAAUUCAAAUAAGGAGGAACAGAAUAACUUUAUUAAUGAUGGGAUAGUUUUCGCAAUGUCGGAUAAAUGCCUAGAUGCCAGGAUAUUUGUUCUCAAAAAUGUUAUCAAUUUAACUUUGAUUUAUGAAGUAGCAACAGCCGGCUCUUUGCAAAAAUUCCUCGUAGGAGAUGAAAAGCCCAAAUGGUUAGAAUUACUUCACAGUAAGAUCUGGAAGAAUUCGAAUGCAAUUUUAGCAUAUGAUGUUACAGAUCAUCAUGAUCUAUUCCGUUUUGAGCUCCUGCAACUAUCAGGAAUAUUCAUUAAAGCAGAUCCUGAUAUUAUAGCUGAGACAAAGAAGGAUAUAAUAAAAUUCUGCUGGAACUUCAUAAAGCUCGAAGAUACUUUAAUUAAACAGUCUGCCUAUUUGGUAACAUCAUAUUUCAUAUCCAAAUUUGAUUUUCCUAUAAAAGUCGUCACUCAAGUUUUUGUUGCCCUACUUCGUUCUUCACAUGUAGAAGCUAGGCACUUAGUGAAACAAUCGCUGGAUGUUUUGACGCCUGUUCUCCAUGAACGUAUGAAUGCAGCUGGGACUCCAGAUACAUGGAUUAACUGGGUAAAAAGGGUUAUGGUAGAAAAUUCCUCUAGUCAGAACAACAUUUUGUAUCAAUUUUUGAUCAAUCAUCCUGAUUUGUUUUUCAAUUCAAGAGAUUUGUUCAUAUCAAACAUCAUUCAUCAUAUGAAUAAGAUAACGUUCAUGUCAAAUUCAAACCCAGAUAGCCAUACCUUAGCUAUUGAUUUGGCUUCAUUGAUUCUUUAUUGGGAAAACAAGUCUUUAAAAACUACAAAUGAAAAUAAUAUCAAGACAGAUGCCGAAGGUGACGUUAUUAUGUCCGAUUUCAAAACUGAUAUUAAAUCAAUCGAGCCUGACACAACCGCAAUAAUUGUGGAUGCAAAUAACAACUCGCCUAUAACUUUACACCUGCGUGAGGCUUGUACAGCGUUUUUGAUAAGAUAUGUAUGUGCAAGCAAUCAUCGUGCCAUAGAAACAGAACUUGGAUUGAGAGCUAUUAAUAUUCUGUCAGAGUUAAUCUCAGACAAGCACUGGACAAACGUCAAUGUUAAGCUAGUUUACUUCGAAAAAUUUCUAAUAUUUCAAGAUCUUGAUUCUGAGAAUAUUCUUUACUAUUGCAUGAAUGCGCUAGAUGUGCUAUAUGUAUUCUUCAAAAAUAAGACAAAGGAAUGGAUAAUGGAAAAUUUGCCAAUCAUUCAAAAUCUUCUGGAAAAAUGUAUCAAAUCCGAUCACCAUGAUGUACAGGAAGCCUUACAAAAGGUGCUACAAGUAAUUUUGAAGGCAAUAAACGUCCAGGGCGUUUCGGUAACAGUUGAAGAGGACAGUCCUGGUAAAACAUUCCUUCAGAUGUUAACCUCGGUCAUUACUCAAGAUCUUCAGGAAACAUCAUCUGUUACAGCUGGUGUUACUCUAGCAUGGGUACUGUUUAUGAAUUUUCCAGAUAGUGUUGUGCCAUUACUGACGCCGCUGAUGAAGACAUUUAGCAAGUUGUGCAAGGAUCACUUAAGCAUAUCACAACCGAAGGAUGCAAUGGCUUUGGAGGAAGCAAAAAUUACAACUAAACUUUUGGAGAAGGUUUUAUAUAUAUUGUCUCUAAAAGUUUCAUUAUUAGGUGACUCCCGUCGCCCAUUUCUGUCUACUGUGGCACUAUUGAUUGAUCACUCUAUGGAUCAGAAUUUCUUAAGAAAAAUUGUUAACAUGUCCAGAAGUUGGAUAUUUAACACUGAAAUAUUUCCAACUGUAAAAGAAAAAGCUGCUAUUUUAACGAAGAUGCUGGCUUUCGAGAUUAGAGGGGAACCUUCUUUAUCAAAACUGUUCUAUGAAAUAGUCUUGAAGCUUUUUGAUCAAGAACAUUUUAAUAAUACAGAAAUUACAGUAAGGAUGGAACAACCUUUCCUCGUAGGAACACGUGUUGAAGAUAUCGGUAUCAGGAAGAGAUUUAUGACUAUUCUAGAUAACAGUUUAGAGAGAGAUAUUAAAGAGAGACUAUAUUAUGUUAUACGGGACCAGAACUGGGAAUUUAUUGCCGAUUAUCCGUGGUUGAAUCAAGCUUUGCAAUUAUUAUAUGGCUCUUUCAAUCGAGAGAAAGAAUUAUUCUUGAGGGAUAUUUACUACUUGUCUCCACCAUCGAUUUUACGGGAGUACCUCCCAGAAAAUGCAGAAUUAGUAACCGAAGUAAAAAGCCAGGAAUUUUCAGAUUUCAUCAAGGAUCAUAUUUCUGCCAUGCAAAGUUUGUGUCAAAUACCUUCUUCUGAUUUUAUGGAUUCCUUAAUUGAAAUAUUCUAUCAAGAUCCAAAGGCAAUUCACAAAGCGUGGGUUACUUUAUUCCCCCAAGUAUAUAGAAGUAUUCCGAAGAACGAAAAAUACGGAUUUGUUCGCUCCGUUAUUACGUUACUUUCUAAGCCUUAUCAUACCAGACAAAUCUCCUCUAGAACGAAUGUGAUUAACAUGUUAUUAGACUCAAUCAGCAAAAUCGAAUCGUUAGAAUUACCUCCUCAUUUAGUCAAGUAUCUCGCAAUAUCUUACAACGCUUGGUAUCAAUCAAUUAACAUUUUAGAAUCAAUUCAAAACAACACAGGCAUCGAUAAUACAAAAAUAAUUGAAGCAAAUGAAGAUGCACUAUUAGAACUGUACGUCAAUUUACAAGAAGAAGACAUGUUUUAUGGCCUAUGGAGACGUAGAGCAAAAUAUACGGAAACAAAUAUUGGGCUAUCAUAUGAACAGAUUGGACUUUGGGACAAAGCUCAGCAGCUCUAUGAAGUCGCGCAAGUGAAAGCUCGCAGCGGUGCCUUGCCCUACUCACAAUCUGAGUAUGCAUUAUGGGAAGAUAACUGGAUACAAUGUGCCGAAAAAUUACAACAUUGGGACGUGUUGACUGAGUUAGCCAAGCAUGAAGGUUUUACAGACUUGUUAUUGGAAUGUGGUUGGCGUGUUGCUGAUUGGAACAGUGAUCGUGAUGCGCUUGAACAAUCUGUAAAAAGUGUAAUGGACGUUCCAACUCCACGAAGACAAAUGUUCAAGACCUUUUUGGCUCUUCAAAACUUUGCAGAAACCCGAAAAGGUGACCAAGAAGUCAGGAAGCUAUGUGAUGAGGGAAUACAGUUGAGUUUAAUUAAGUGGGUAUCUUUACCAGUCAGAUAUACCCCCGCUCAUAAGUGGCUAUUACACGGAUUUCAACAAUACAUGGAAUUUUUGGAAGCAACACAAAUAUAUGCCAACUUGCACACAACAUCCGUACAGAAUUUGGAUUCAAAAGCUCAAGAAAUUAAGCGUAUUUUGCAAGCUUGGAGAGACCGUCUUCCAAACACAUGGGAUGAUGUCAAUAUGUGGAAUGACUUAGUCACAUGGAGGCAACACGCGUUCCAGGUUAUUAAUAACGCUUAUCUUCCAUUAAUACCAGCACUUCAACAAUCAAAUAGUAAUAGCAAUAUCAAUACUCAUGCUUACAGGGGAUAUCACGAAAUUGCUUGGGUAAUUAACAGAUUUGCGCAUGUUGCGAGAAAACACAACAUGCCUGACGUGUGUAUUAGUCAAUUAGCACGUAUUUACACCUUGCCCAAUAUUGAAAUUCAAGAAGCUUUCUUAAAGCUAAGAGAACAAGCCAAAUGCCAUUACCAAAACAUGAACGAAUUAACGACAGGUCUGGAUGUUAUUAGUAAUACAAAUUUGGUUUACUUUGGUACUGUGCAGAAAGCUGAAUUUUUCACGUUAAAAGGUAUGUUUUUGUCUAAACUACGAGCAUAUGAAGAAGCAAAUCAAGCAUUUGCAACGGCUGUUCAGAUAGAUUUGAACUUAGCCAAAGCAUGGGCCCAAUGGGGUUUUUUUAAUGACCGUCGUCUGUCAGAAGAGCCAAACAAUAUCAGUUUUGCCAGUAACGCAAUAAGUUGUUACUUACAAGCGGCCGGCUUAUAUAAAAAUUCAAAGAUUAGAGAAUUACUGUGCAGAAUUUUAUGGCUCAUUAGUAUGGAUGAUGCUUCAGGUAUGCUCACAAACGCAUUUGAUUCCUUCAGAGGUGAAAUACCUGUGUGGUACUGGAUUACUUUUAUUCCUCAAUUAUUGACUUCUUUGUCACACAAGGAAGCUAACAUGGUUCGCCAUAUUCUGAUCAGAAUUGCUAAAAGUUAUCCGCAAGCUCUGCACUUUCAAUUAAGAACGACAAAGGAAGACUUUGCUGUUAUUCAAAGACAAACGAUGGCAGUUAUGGGAGAUAAACCAGAUACAAAUGAUCGCAAUGGACGCCGCCAACCUUGGGAGUAUUUACAAGAAUUGAACAAUAUUUUAAAAACAGCGUAUCCAUUGCUGGCUUUAUCCUUAGAAUCGCUUGUCGCCCAAAUAAACGACCGUUUCAAAUCAACUACCGACGAAGAUCUUUUCAGGUUAAUAAAUGUUCUUUUGAUCGACGGAACGCUGAAUUACAAUCGCUUGCCAUUUCCCAGAAAAAAUCCAAAACUUCCUGAGAACACAGAAAAAAACUUAGUCAAGUUCUCUACGACUUUGUUAGCGCCUUAUAUAAGACCGAAAUUCAAUGCCGAUUUCAUUGACAAUAAGCCAGAUUAUGAGACGUAUAUCAAAAGAUUGCGUUAUUGGCGUAGGAGACUGGAAAACAAACUAGAUAGGGCAUCAAAAAAAGAAAAUCUUGAAGUUCUAUGCCCACAUUUGAGUAACUUUCAUCACCAAAAAUUUGAAGAUAUAGAAAUUCCUGGUCAGUAUCUUUUGAAUAAAGAUAAUAAUGUUCAUUUCAUUAAAAUCGCUAGGUUUUUGCCUACGGUUGAUUUUGUUCGUGGAACUCAUUCCUCAUACAGGCGUUUAAUGAUUCGUGGCCAUGACGGAAGUUUGCAUUCAUUUGCUGUCCAAUACCCAGCAGUACGCCAUUCAAGAAGGGAAGAAAGAAUGUUUCAAUUAUAUAGAUUAUUCAACAAAUCACUGUCCAAAAACGUGGAAACCAGACGUCGCAGUAUCCAAUUUAAUUUGCCAAUAGCAAUCCCAUUAUCCCCUCAAGUUCGUAUCAUGAAUGAUAGCGCUUCUUUUACCACACUUCACGAAAUUCACAAUGAAUUUUGUAAGAAGAAAGGAUUUGACCCUGACGAUAUUCAAGAUUUCAUGGCAGAUAAAUUGAAUGCAGCACAUGAUGAUGCCUUGCCCGCCCCUGAUAUGACUAUAUUGAAGGUUGAAAUUUUCAAUUCUAUUCAAACAAUGUUUGUGCCACCGAAUGUUUUAAAAGACCAUUUUACUUCUCUGUUUAGUCAAUUUGAAGAUUUCUGGUUAUUCCGUAAGCAAUUUGCGUCACAAUAUAGUUCAUUUGUGUUCAUGUCUUAUAUGAUGAUGAUCAAUAACCGUACUCCUCACAAAAUCCAUGUCGACAAAAAAUCUGGUAAUGUAUUUACUUUAGAGAUGUUACCUUCAAGAUUUCCAUAUGAAAGGGUGAAACCGUUACUAAAGAAUCAUGACUUAACUCUUCCACCGGACUCCCCAAUAUUUCAUAAUAAUGAACCAGUGCCAUUUAGAUUAACGCCUAAUAUUCAAUCUUUGAUGGGCGAUUCCGCUUUAGAGGGUAUAUUCGCAGUAAACUUAUUUACCAUAUCGCGUGCGCUCAUUGAACCUGAUAACGAGUUGAACACAUACUUGGCACUAUUCAUUCGCGACGAGAUCAUAUCGUGGUUUAGUAACCUCCAUCGACCAAUUAUUGAAAACCCACAGUUACGGGAGAUGGUCCAGACCAAUGUUGACCUAAUUAUAAGAAAGGUGGCACAAUUGGGCCACUUAAAUUCAACACCUACAGUUACAACCCAGUUCAUCCUUGACUGUAUUGGUAGCGCUGUUAGCCCAAGAAACCUGGCCAGAACAGAUGUAAACUUCGUGCCAUGGUUCUAG
This is a messenger RNA of Saccharomyces mikatae IFO 1815, 11235 nucleotides long. RefSeq names its product histone acetyltransferase TRA1 (gene TRA1). Gene Ontology annotation, molecular function: protein binding; transcription coregulator activity. The record is from RefSeq and is a predicted model, not a curated record. The coding region runs from base 1 to 11235 and encodes 3744 amino acids. Gene Ontology annotation, cellular component: nucleus; NuA4 histone acetyltransferase complex; SAGA complex. NCBI's taxonomy places the organism in Eukaryota, Fungi, Ascomycota, Saccharomycetes, Saccharomycetales, Saccharomycetaceae. The transcript has a single exon. Gene Ontology annotation, biological process: regulation of DNA-templated transcription; DNA repair.